Messenger RNA from Nezara viridula (southern green stink bug), 903 nucleotides. NCBI's taxonomy places the organism in Eukaryota, Metazoa, Arthropoda, Insecta, Hemiptera, Pentatomidae. The record is from the annotation of a GenBank genome assembly.
AUGCAGAAAACCUGGAGAGGCUACAGGGAACGAAAAAUAUUUCUGAAGAAAAAAGAGAGCCAAAUAAUCAUCGCUUCAGCUUGGAGAAGUUGGAGGGCGAGAGAAGAAUAUAGAAUAUUAAAGAGAAGAAAAUUAGUUGACUGGGCAGUGCGUGUUAUACAGAGGCAUUUCAUUAGAUGGAAGAGGAAAAAGUUCCUGUUACAAUUAGCUGAAGAGUUGUCUAUCUGCAGUGAUUCCCCUAUUAACAGAGACUGGCCUCAUUGUCCUAGUAGGUUAGCUGAGACCAGCUUAUUAUUAAGAAGAAUGCACCACAAAUGGAGAUGUCACAAAUAUAGAAUGAAAUUCGAUCAAACUGCCAGAAAUAGGAUGAGAGAGAAAGUGACUGCUAGUCUUAUAUUUAAAGAUAGAAAAAGUUCUUAUCCCAGGAGUGUUUCCCACCCUUUUUUGGGUGACUAUGUAAGAUUGAGGCAAAAUGUGCAGUGGAAGAAAAUAUGUAUCGAAACUAAUGAUCAGUACGUUGUAUUUGCUGAUAUAAUAAAUAAAAUCACUCGUUCAAGUGGAAAGUUUGCUCCAAUACUAUUUGUGCUUUCUACGAGUGCUAUGCUAAUAUUGGACCAAAGGACUCUUCAAAUAAAAUAUCGUGUACCUGCUGCUGAAAUCUAUAGGCUUUCUCUAUCUCCAUACAUAGACGAUGUUGCAGUGUUUCAUGUGAGAGCGACCAGCCCAAGCUGCGAAUCUGGUAGUGAAGGAGGACCGGGCUGCUUGUUUCAAAGCGAAAUGGCGAUAAAAAAAGGAGAUUUUGUCUUCCAAACUGGUCAUGUUAUCGAAAUAGUUACAAAGCUGUUUCUCGUUAUACAAAAUGCAGUUGGGAAACCUCCACAGGUCAACAUCACAACUGAGUAA